Messenger RNA from Penicillium bovifimosum, 882 nucleotides. Its product is annotated as SGNH/GDSL hydrolase family protein. Gene Ontology annotation, molecular function: hydrolase activity, acting on ester bonds. Bases 1 to 882 code for a protein of 293 amino acids. The record is from RefSeq and is a predicted model, not a curated record. The transcript has 5 exons. Lineage: Eukaryota; Fungi; Ascomycota; Eurotiomycetes; Eurotiales; Aspergillaceae.
AUGAAGCAUUUCAUCAGUAUAAUUGUUGGCGCUGGGAUUGCUUCGGCAGUUCCACUGCAGUCUCGAGCUACAGAUACCUUUUUCUUCACAUUUGGUGAUUCCUACACGAUGACCAGCUUCGAUGUCGGUGGCACACAGCCAACUGCCAAAAAACCUAUGGGAAACCCAGCGCUGGGCACUGGUACAACCACUGGCGGCAUCAACUGGGUAGGAGACUUGACCACGGUCAACAAUGCAUCCCUGGUCCUCAGCUACAACCACGCCGUGGGAGGAGCAUCUAUUGACAAUUCUCUGGUCAAUACCAAUGUAGAUGAUAUGGUAACGCAAGUCGGCGUAUUCGAAACAACAUACAGCGAGAAGCCUGCUUCUGCACCGUGGUCCUCGGAAAAUGCAGUCUUUGGGUUCUGGAUUGGAAUCAACGACAUUGGCUGGGCUUGGUCAAGCAACGAAGCUAGCCUCCUGGUUCCAAAGCUGAUGGCAAGAUACAAGGCUCUCGCUGAACAGAUCUACACAAAUGGCGGACGAAAGUUCCUCUUCCUCAAUGUCCCAGCCGUGAGCAGAUCUCCCCAAAUACUCAAUCAAGGCGCGGAUGCUGCGAAUGGCCACGCUGCGUGGGUCACAGCGUACAACACUGGGCUCAAGGCGAUGGUGGAUGAUUUUAUCGCAAGCAACAGCGGGACUACCACUGUUCUCUACGAUACUUGGAACUUUAUGACAAAGAUCCUGGAUGCUCCUGCGACUUAUGGAUUCUCCGAUGCUACUUGUGUCAAUGCUGAUGGUGUCUCGUGUGUCUGGUGGAAUGAUUACCACCCAGGCUACAAAUAUCACCAAUUGCAGGCUGCAGAUAUGAAACUGCAGAUGCAGUCUCUUGGUGCUUGGUAG